This is a messenger RNA of Symphalangus syndactylus (siamang), 8667 nucleotides long. RefSeq names its product solute carrier family 6 member 13 (gene SLC6A13). Gene Ontology annotation, molecular function: gamma-aminobutyric acid:sodium:chloride symporter activity. Gene Ontology annotation, cellular component: cell projection; plasma membrane. Gene Ontology annotation, biological process: sodium ion transmembrane transport; amino acid transport; nitrogen compound transport. The record is from RefSeq and is a predicted model, not a curated record. NCBI's taxonomy places the organism in Eukaryota, Metazoa, Chordata, Mammalia, Primates, Hylobatidae.
CCCGGACAACAAAGAGCGAAACUUCGUCUCAAAAAAAAAAAAGAAAAGAAAAGUGAGUAUCAAUUAUUCUGGUCAUUAUUGUUUGGAGCUCUGAUUCCUGGAGAUUGAGGAAAUGUUUAAAGUAUCUGCCGAGUGAGCUAAGCACUCCUAGGCUUUUACCUAUAUUCGGGGGGCAGAUGGCACUCUACUAUCUUCAAGAAGCUUACAGACUAGAGGUGCUAGUCUGGGCUAUAAUCAUUGGCUGUUGGAAUUGGGAAUAUAAGAACUCUUGGAAUAACUCGAGUUGCUGGAUAGAAAGAACUGUGGCCAGAGCAGUUACAAGAGGGAUGAUCAGACCAGCAGUCUCUUUCCUUCCAAGCCUGAGAUCAGCUGUGGAAGACCCAGAGCUGAAGUGAAGCCUGGGGAUGAUCCAGUCUUACUCUCUUGUUUUAUGCAUGAAAAACAGAGUCCUAGAAAGGCAAAAUGGAUUGCCCAAGAUUAUGCGGCUGAUUCAGGUCAUAUCCAGGACUAGAAUUUUGGAGUUCUGCUUCCCAGGUACAUUUUUUUCGUCACACUGAACUUUGCUCUAACUCAUUCUCCAUUUAUGCCCCUUCUUUAGUUUUCCUUCUCCAUUGUCCACUUAGCAGAGCUCUAUGGAAGGCCACCCUGGUCCAACAGUCAGGCUGCAGGACCUUUAGGCUUCUUCUGCCUGUUAGUCUGACAUGUAGGUAGAGCGCUGUCUGUUGCUGAAUUUCUCUAUUGGUGGAAACCAAGGGUUCAGUUGACACUACAGAGCUGUGGAAGCAAGCAGCACUAGCAGCCAGCAUGCAGGCAGCGGAAAGGGGCAGUGAGGGAGCUUUGGACACGAGUACUUGACAGGGAUGUUCAGAACCUGGAGAGCUUCCAAAGGAGAGCAAUGAAAACAGUGGGUGGGGAUGAGAAGGAAGAACUCUUAGGAAAGAUAAAAGGUUUCAGAUUAUUUAUCUUGGAGAAGAGAAGGCUGAGAGUGUCUUUGAAAAGGAGUUUCAGAUAUAAGACCAGCUGUAGUACAUCUUCCCUGAGGAUAGACUAAGAAAUUAGCUAACAGCAGCAAUUAGGCUACAGAGCUUUUCAAAUUUAGCUGCCUAUUAGAGACAUCCAGAGAGCUUUUUAAAAAAUCUCAAUGUUCAAGCUUCACCUCAGAACAAUUAAAUCAGAAUUCUCUUUAGGAGUGGGCGUUAAACAUCGGUAAUUUCUUUAAUGUUUCCUGGGGUAGCCAACAUUGAUUCCCGAUUCAGAAAAUUUAAAAUUUUAAUCUUUGGAAUAAUUGGGAGGAAAAUGGCCCAAUGAUGUCAAACUGUGCUAGGAAAAAAUAUAUUUUUUUUAAUGGAGGGAAUAGGGAUAAGACGUAACAAGAGUCGGGAAAGUUGGGAUUGGGCUUAGUGUGAAGGAGGAGAAUAUAGGGAAGAGGGGGUGAAAACCCGUGGCCAAGGCCUUGAGAACAGGUAUAGGUGCCUUCCUCCCGCUACUGUCACCACUUUCUGUUAUGUCAGUUCACUUCGAGUUUAUGUGGCUAUUAUGGCUGAGAAAGAGAAAAGAAGCCCCUGACAGCUGGAAAUUGGACACUAUCAAUUAGGCUUCGUAUUGCUAGGAGCUGCCCUCGUGUUCAUUCUCACAUAUCAAUGUCAGGCAAGGCCACUCUGUGAUCAUGGUGGAUCCAGACACAAAUAAGAUCACCCUGUGAUGAUGUCUGAACAAAGACAACAACGUAAACAUUGUCCAAACCACACAAAUGAUCGAACAUCUUUUGCCGGCUAACAUAAGUGACCGCUGCUUCCUUACCAAUCACAGCUUUUCACUUCACUUCAUUCUCCUGCCUUCUAGACAAAAUCCAUUAAGAAACCCAAUUAUAAAAUUACUCCUCCUUCCUCACAGCAUCCAAUCCAAAGCAAAGCCCUGCUUCCUGAAGCCUCCUCAAAAUCACCUAACAGAAAUUCAUCCAAUAACAAGUCCUCAGUGACACCCUCUGACUGAGACACCUCACAGUUUACAUUGUGUGCACUCUCCCUUGUUGCCAUGAGUAAGGAACCCAGCUGUGUGUUCCUCGUGGUCUUUGGCUCACCGGCAUUGACACAGCACAGUUUGAGCAGGCCGUGUCUGUUUUUUCUUGUUUGGGGAACCAGGACAGAUGAGAGCUGUCAUGUUUCCCAGUCAUGGGAAAACAAUCAUGUUUCCCUUCUGGGUCCCCUCUCUCUCUCUGGGCUGAGACAUGAGAGAUGAGAUUCCGGCCACACUUUGCAUUCCACAUCAGUCACCUGCGUGAUCAGUGCAUCAAUAUAUUUUGCUCAUCACAAAUAACAUCCUGCAGUGGUGUUUAAAAAUGUUUAGGAUAGAAGACUGUCCAGCAGUUGAAGUUGCCCUUUUUCAAUGCUGUCGCUCUGCCCUAACCCUCACCACAGCCCCAUGGCGUCAGGGUGUCUCCAUUCACUCCGAACCCCUGCUCACUAACUGUUCAUCAGCCAAGAGCUUCCCACGGAGACUAGUCACAUAAGUGUCGCAAACUCUGUGUACUCUGAGAGUCAGACAAGAAAUCAGGGAAACAGGGAUUGGAGGAAACAGGAUAAAAUUGGGAAAUAACUGCAAUUACUUUUCUAGAGUUAAAGACAAAAGGUAUGAUUUUCCUUAAUAGGGAGGGCAGAGUAGUAGGAGAGAAUUGUGGAACACAUUAGGAUAGGAAGAGAGCCUUCUGAUGAGAUUUUAAAGUAUUCUUCAGGUCUGAUGAGAUUUUCAGUGAAAGCAACGUUUUUCUUGUCAUUUUCAUUAUUCACCUCUUUCCUAAGAAAGUUAUGUUUAAUCUAACCACGGGCCAGCAAUAGCCAAAAUAAACAGUACUAGAGUUGUGCUUUUUAGUGUUUUUCUUGUCUUUUUUCCUCCCCCUCUAGACUUAAUAGAUAGCAUAGUAGCUAUAAGUAAAUAAUGGACUUUAGAAUUCUACAAACCUGAGUUCAAACCCUGGGUCUACCAUUUACUAGUUACGUGGCCUAGCAAGUAAUUUAAUUAUCUUUAAGCCUUUGUUUUCCUAUCUUUAAAAUGGUCAUGUCAGUAAUUCUUAUGUCAUAGGUUUCUUCUGAGGAUAAAUGAGAUGGUGCCUGUAUAGCACUUAGCACCACCCCUGGCACAUUUGAAAUGCACAGGCCGGGCGCGGUGGCUCACGCUUGUAAUCCCAGCACUUUGGGAGGCCGAGGAGGGCGGAUCACGAGGUCAGGAGAUCGAGACCACGGUGAAACCCCGUCUCUACUAAAAAUACAAAAAAAAAAAAUUAGCUGGGCGUGGUGGCGGGCGCCUGUAGUCCCAGCUACUCCGAGAGGCUGAGGCAGGAGAAUGGCGUGAACCCGGGAGGCGGAGGUUGCAGUGAGCCGAGAUUGUGCCACUGCACUCCAGCCUGGGCGACAGAGCAAGACUCCGUCUCAAAAAAAAAAAAAAAAAAAAAAAAAAAAAAAAAAAAAAAAAAAAAAAAAAAGAAAUGCACAACAAACGUUACUAAUGGUAAUGGUUGACAUUAUUAAUAUUCUUUGUCAUAAGUCUUGUUUCUUUCAGAUCUUAGGUCUGGCAUGGUGGCUUACACCUAUAAUCCCAGUGCUUUGGGAGGCUGAGGCAGGAUUGCUUGAGGCUAGGAGUUUAAGACCAGCCUGGGCAACAUAGUAUGAUCCUAUCUCUAUGAAAGAUUAAAAAAUAAUUAGCUGGGCAUGAUGGUGCAAACCUAUAGUCCCAGCUACUGGAGAGACUGAGUGGGGCGGAUCCUUUGAGCCUGGGAGGUUGAGGCUGCAGUGACCUAUGAUUGUGCCACUGCACUCCAGCUUAGGCAAUAGAGUGAGACCCUCUUCUCAAACAAACAAACAAAAAACAAAGAAAACAAAUUGGAGUUUAUAGAAUUUAGGUGAAUUAUCCCAUCUGGGAUCAAACAGAAAACGCUUCACAGUUUUCAGUGACACCUCUGAUUUCUGCACGUAACAUCCCAGAGCUUUUCACAGCAGGGUCAAGUACUUGGGCUGUAAUAGAGUGUAAACAAAAAUCUUAAAAAACAGCAACAACAACAACAACAACAACAACAAAAACAGAAAAAAACUUUAUUUUAAGCUAAUUUUAGACUUACAGAAAAAUUGCAAAAAUAGUACAGAGAGUUUCCAUCUUUCACUCAGCUUCCCCUGAUGUUAGCAUCUUUCACAACCAUAGUACAAUUGUUAGAAUGAGGAAAUUAACAUUGGUAGAGAACUAUUAAACUAAAGACCUUAUGCAACUUUCACCAGUUUUUACAUUCAUGUCCUUUUCUAUUCCAGGAUCCUAUCUAGGAUCCCAUUCAGGACCCCACAUUGCAUUUAGUUGUGAUUUUCCCUUAGUCUCCUGCAGCCUAAAACACUUGCUCAGUCUUUCUUGUCUUGUCUGUCUUGUCUUUCGUGACACUUUUGAAGAGUAGUGAUCGGUAAUUUUGUCAAAUGCCUCUCACUUUGGGUUUGUCUUAUGUUUCUUAUGAUUGAACCGCAUUUUUGGCAAGAAUACCACAGAAAUGUUGUGUCGCUCUCAGUACCUCAUAUCCAUGGUUCAUGACAGAGAGAGCUAUUGAUGUCUUACUACUAUCUUACUACUGGUGAUGUUGACCUUGGUCAUUUGGUUAAGGUGGUUUCUGCCUGGCUUCUCUACUUCAAAAUUACUAUUUUUCCCUUUGUAGUUAAUAAAUAUCUUGGGAGAGACACUUUGGAAUUGUAAAAAUUCUGUUCCUCCUUGAACUUUCACCCACUAAUUUUAGCAUUCAUUGGUAGAUCUUGUCUGCAACAAUUAUUAUAGUGGUGUUUGUCUAAUGGUGAUUUUCUAUUUUUCUCUUUCCUUCUACAUGUAUUAAGACUUCUUUUUCUUUGAGAUGAGGUCUUGCUGUGUUGCCUCAAACUCCUGAGCUUAAGUAAUCCUCCCACCUCAGCCUCCCUGAGUAGCUGAGAUUACAGGUGCAUGCCACCAUGCUCGGCAUCCUUCUGUAUGUAUUAAUUGGAAUUCAACUGUAAGGAAGACUGGUCCUUUUAUCCCACUUAUUAACUUAUUGGUUAUUUGUAUCAGCAUGAACUUUUUAGUGAACUUUGUUCUUUGGGCUACAAUCCAAUACUAUCAUUAUUCAUUUUGUUCAAAUUAUUUCAGUUAUAGCAAGCCAUAAUUUGUUGUUUAGUCUGUUCUACUUGCUCUUUUCUUUCAGUGUGAUAUUUGAAAAGGGAUCCAAAAAGUCAACAUGUUUCUGACUCCUGUGGUUAAACAGAACUGUAUCUCUUAAUUUAAAGGUCUCCAGAGGAGAACCCACCACCUCCUUUGCCACCUUGAUGUUGCUCAGAAAUGUUCUUUCCUGAAACAAAUCAUGCUGCUUUUAAAAUUUGUUUCUGUGAAAUGUCAAACUAGAAAAAAAUUUUAUUUGUUCUUAUUCCACUCCUAGCAGAGUCAAACAGUUUUUGGGAGAGCAUAUCAUGGUGUACUGUCAUUUAAACAUACCUGGGAUCAACUUGGUACAAUGCAGGACCUCCUAGGCCUGCUUUUUGCUUGGUUCACUUUGUUUUAUACAAUCCUGUUGUGGGAAGUACAGCCUUCAGUUAUCCUCACUAAUAAUCUCUAGUGAGUCUUAAAACUUAUGCAGCCUCUUGAGUAAGAACUCUUGAAUAUGGAUUCUGGUGUUACCUGUUUUCAGGUUUCUUGGCUUUGCACCCAGCAGACCAAAGGAUGAUGGCAACGUGAGGUAGAUGCAAGGCUAGUCAUGCCUGUUUUGUGUGGAACCCCAGACAGGAAGUUGUGAGGGACUGUCACCAACAUUUAUCUACCAGUUCUUCUCAAGCUUUUUUUUUUUCUUAAACUUUUGUCAUCCUAAGCAGGACAAAAAAACCUACCAUAGCCAUUCCCACUUUAUAGAGGAAAAAGAAAUUGGGGAUAACAAAGAUUUGGAGAGGAAUAAAAUAGGAGUCAACAUGGUAACAUGGCAGCAGUUAUGUAAAAAUGAAAGAGUGGGUAAGUAAAGCCAACACUCCUUAAUACAAGAGCAGCAACUCACAGCCAGCUCAGGACAAGCCUGAUGAUGUCCUUAUCACUGACAGUCUCUCCUGGAAACUGGAAAUUGCAACCGUUUGCGUAUGUGAGGACACAGAAGGGGCUGUGCAACACUGCCAAAGGCUGAAUGGUAUCUGAGAAAACACCAGUUAUCUAGUGAUUUUAGAUUACAAAUGCCAAAGUUUAUAAUGUGUAGUAGGCCAUUAGUAAGUACCACUCAAUGCUAAGUAAAAAUGGAAGUCGAUAGCACUGCUUUGAAGAUGCUCUUUUUUUACAUGAGUUUGUGUCUCAGGACGCUUUUGGUUUAUUGCUUUACAGAGCUCAAUCUAACAGAUGAAAGCUUGAAAGGGGAGAGGAACAGGAGCAGCUGAAACAUAAGAAUAAUAAUUUCCAAGAAGCCUCUGGGAAGCUCUCCAGACUGCAGGUUGGUGGGAUCCAUGGGACUUACAACCAAAGGAUGUUUUUCUUACCCUCGCGUAGAAAAUAUGCUUCUGACAUGUGGGAUGGAUAGCAGGGUCUCAGGCACAACCAGUAAUGGAGAGACAAAACCAGUGUAUCCAGUCAUGGAAAAGAAGGAGGAAGAUGGCACCCUGGAGCGGGGGCACUGGAACAACAAGAUGGAGUUUGUGCUGUCAGUGGCUGGGGAGAUCAUUGGCUUAGGCAACGUCUGGAGGUUUCCCUAUCUCUGCUACAAAAAUGGGGGAGGUGCCUUCUUCAUCCCCUACCUCGUCUUCCUCUUUACCUGUGGCAUUCCUGUCUUCCUUCUGGAGACAGCACUAGGCCAGUACACUAGCCAGGGAGGCGUCACAGCCUGGAGGAAGAUCUGCCCCAUCUUUGAGGGCAUUGGCUAUGCCUCCCAGAUGAUCGUCAUCCUCCUCAACGUCUACUACAUCAUUGUGUUGGCCUGGGCCCUUUUCUACCUCUUCAGCAGCUUCACCAUUGACCUGCCCUGGGGCGGCUGCCACCACGAGUGGAACACAGAGCACUGUAUGGAGUUCCAGAAGGCCAACGGCUCCCUGAAUGGUACCUCUGAGAAUGCCACCUCUCCUGUCAUCGAAUUCUGGGAGCGGCGGGUCUUGAAGAUCUCUGAUGGGAUCCAGCACCUGGGGGCCCUGCGCUGGGAGCUGGCUCUGUGCCUCCUGCUGGCCUGGGUCAUCUGCUACUUCUGCAUCUGGAAGGGGGUGAAGUCCACAGGCAAGGUGGUGUACUUCACGGCCACAUUUCCUUACCUCAUGCUGGUGGUCCUGUUAAUUCGAGGGGUGACGUUGCCUGGGGCAGCCCAAGGAAUUCAGUUUUACCUGUACCCAAACCUCACGCGUCUGUGGGAUCCCCAGGUGUGGAUGGAUGCAGGCACCCAGAUAUUCUUCUCCUUCGCCAUCUGUCUUGGGUGCCUGACAGCCCUGGGCAGCUACAACAAGUACCACAACAACUGCUACAGGGACUGCAUCGCCCUCUGCUUCCUCAACAGCGGCACCAGCUUUGUGGCCGGCUUUGCCAUCUUCUCCAUCCUGGGUUUCAUGUCUCAGGAGCAGGGGGUGCCCAUCUCUGAGGUGGCCGAGUCAGGCCCUGGCCUGGCUUUCAUCGCUUACCCGCGGGCCGUGGUGAUGCUACCCUUCUCUCCUCUCUGGGCCUGCUGCUUCUUCUUCAUGGUGGUUCUCCUGGGACUGGAUAGCCAGUUUGUGUGUGUAGAAAGCCUGGUGACAGCGCUGGUGGACAUGUACCCUCACGUGUUCCGCAAGAAGAACCGGAGGGAAGUCCUCAUCCUUGGAGUAUCUGUCGUCUCCUUCCUUGUGGGGCUGAUCAUGCUCACAGAGGGCGGAAUGUACGUGUUCCAGCUCUUUGACUACUAUGCAGCCAGUGGCAUGUGCCUCCUGUUCGUGGCCAUCUUUGAGUCCCUCUGUGUGGCUUGGGUUUACGGAGCCAGGCGCUUCUAUGACAACAUUGAAGACAUGAUUGGGUACAGGCCAUGGCCUCUUAUCAAAUACUGUUGGCUCUUCCUCACACCAGCUGUGUGCACAGCCACCUUCCUCUUCUCCCUGAUCAAGUACACUCCACUGACCUACAACAAGAAGUACACGUACCCAUGGUGGGGCGAUGCUCUGGGCUGGCUCCUGGCUCUGUCCUCCAUGGUCUGCAUUCCUGCCUGGAGCCUCUACAGACUCGGCACCCUCAAGGGCCCCUUCAGAGAGAGAAUCCGUCAGCUCAUCUGCCCAGCCGAGGACCUGCCCCAGAGGAACCCAGCAGGACCCUCGGCUCCCGCCACCCCCAGGACCUCACUGCUCAGACUCACAGAGCUGGAGUCUCACUGCUAGGGGGCAGGCCUUGGAUGGUGCCUGUGAGCCUGGCUGUGGGGAUGGCUGCAGAGGGGACGGGGCAGAAGCAGCCCCAUGUGCUUCCCUGCCCCCGACCUGGAGUGGAUAAGACAAGAGGGGUAUUUUGGAGUCCACCUGCUGAGCUGGAGGCCUCCCACUCCAACUUUUCAGCUCAGGGGUUGCUGAACAGAUGUGAAAGGCCAGUGCCAAGAGUGUCCCUCUGAGACCCUUGGGAAGCUGGGUGGGGGCUGGUGGGUGGGGCGAGACUGUUGCUGGCUUCAGGCCCUCUCAUCCUUCAUUCCAUUAAAUCCACAUUCUUCCCGCU